UGUCGUGUAUCAGGCUUAGAGUAUAGUUAAGUUCGCGAAAUUGACUAUUUAUUUGCUUCUGCUUGAUCUUUUGCAAUGGCCUCCAGACGAUAGUCGUAAAAUCAAAGAAGCGACAGUAAGACGAGGUUUUCCGAACGGUGACCGGAAGUUGAUAGAUUGUUAGAUGAAAGUCUCUUUGUUUCCUGCAUAACGGCUGUCUCUUAAUCCUUACCAUCGAGAGACGAAAUCCUUUCUUAUUGUUUACCUUCAUUUGUUUUAUCACAUUUUAUCCCUCUCUUAAUCAUACGGUCCUUUAUUUGUGUCUCUAAGUGUAUAUUUAUUUCGUAAAUAUGGCCGAUAUUGAAAAUGGUGAACAGGAAGAAAGUUUUACAGAAACCAAUGGAGAUUUCGACACAAGUCAGUUCGAUCCCGAAGCCACUGACGCCGACACAAGUGCAAUAACGACGGAAGAUGUUGGCGUGGAAGAUCCGGAACUCGAGGCUAUCAAAGCCAGAGUCAAAGAAAUGGAAGAGGAAGCUGAAAAAUUAAAAGAAAUGCAGAAAGAAGUUGAUAGUCAAAUGAAUAUGAGUUCUUCAUCUAUAACUUCUUUUCCAAGCGUUGAUGAAAAAAUAGAAGCUGAUGCUCGUUCAAUAUAUUGUGGUAAUGUUGAUUACGGUGCCACAGCAGAAGAAUUGGAGCAACAUUUUCAUGGUUGUGGCUCAGUAAACCGAGUGACCAUUCUGUGUGACAAAUUCACAGGCCAUCCAAAAGGAUUUGCAUAUAUUGAAUUUGCUGACAAAGAUUCAGUGGCAACUGCAAUGGCUUUGGAUGACUCACUUUUCAGGGGAAGGCAAAUUAAGGUCUCUCCAAAACGGACAAAUAGGCCAGGCAUCAGUUCCACAAAUCGCUUCCCACGCAGUAGAGGUAGAAGCAGGGGACGCGGGUUUACCCCCAGGGGAAGAAGACCUUAUGGGAGAUACCGAAGAGCAGCCUACUAUUCCCCUUACUGAAACUAAAAUAACAAGAAAGAAUGAAGGAUACUAUGGUGGCAACCAUGGUGGUAAAAUAACUCAUACUUCCCAAUAUUCUAUCGAGUUACAGCCUGAUUUUUAAUCAACAUCGAUGUCAGAAGUUUUGAAUUGCUCAUGUCGACCACCCUUUUAUUCUCGUAGCAGAAUCAAAAUCCAUGAUCUACAGUAAUUUGUAUGUCCCAUAUGGAUAAAAUGUGCCCUGCUGCAUGAUAUUUCCAUCAUUUUAACAUACUUACAAUGGCUUGUGAGAGGAUUGGUCGUUUGAAAGUGUGAAUGAGUGUAUGUUAUGAGAAGGGCAGAUUGUCAAUGAACUGGUGCAGAAAAGAAAUAGAAAUUUACAGUUCUAUAUUUUUGUAUUUUGUUUUAUCAAGGCCAGAAUAUGACUUCCCUGUAUUAUAGUGGAAUAAUUGUGUAUUUUGGUGGUCUUAACUAUGGACGUUAAAAUACUGUUGGUGUUGUCUUUUAAUGUGUACACUGUUGUCAAUGUGCGCUUUUAUGUCAUAGUAAUCUGGACUACUGCAGAUUCUAUGAAUGACACUUGAAAUCCCUCUGAGUUAUAACCCUAAUAUUGGUAGAGAAGGAAGAAUAUUUCAUAUUUUAGCUUCUAAAUAACUGCAUCACAUUAUCUCAGGAGAAUAGCACCUUAAGGUUAUUUUCUUCAUACUUUAAAAGGCCUCAAGACAUUCCCCUUUAAAUGCUCUCAAAAUGGUCUCUAGUUUUGAAUGUGGGUAGUAAAUUGUGCACUUCUCGCUUAUUGAUGCUUUCUUUUUCAGCUGAAUUAUCCUAUUUAUCAGUGUUUUCUCUUGUCUGCAAUUUUAACAUAGAUCUUGUUGAUAUUAUGCUAAUCAUAUUUUCUUUCAGAUUGACGUGAAAAUAUUUGACUCAAAAUAAGAAAAUAUUGAAAACAAAAAGAUUGAAAAAAAAUGUACAGAGAAAAAAAUAUGAAAAGAGAAAUAUGUGCAGAAAA
Haliotis rufescens (red abalone) is the source of this 1977-nucleotide messenger RNA. RefSeq names its product polyadenylate-binding protein 2-B-like. NCBI's taxonomy places the organism in Eukaryota, Metazoa, Mollusca, Gastropoda, Lepetellida, Haliotidae. The record is from RefSeq and is a predicted model, not a curated record. The coding region runs from base 330 to 989 and encodes 219 amino acids. The transcript is spliced from 7 exons. Gene Ontology annotation, molecular function: RNA binding.